UCCAGAGAGAUAUAGGCAUACGGGAAAAUAAGCAGAAUGUAAAAUACUUGGAGUUUGAAAACUAAUCUGUCCAGCGUCGCUUUCUAGCUUAUUUGCAGACGAAGAACCACCACUAUCAGCCAGUUUAACUCCAGAAUCUCUGACGAGUCUCCUCCGAGAUUCACUAAUGAACUGCCAAGACAUCCAUCGACAAAAAUGCGGUUGGGCCGGAUGGAAACCAUGGAUUGCCCGCCCGAAUGCUCACCCCUAAGACCGGGACCGACACACAUACUGACUUGGGCCUCGAUGGACUAAGGUUCAUCUUCUUCAUCUAAACAUUUAUUGGAGGGAGAGACGGAGAGAGUAACCAAAAGAGAGCGGAAGAAACACGGCACAGUUAAACCCUAAGUUCCUGACCGCUGUUCCCCUCAAUUUUAUUAGCUAUGAUCAAGAAGAAAUCUAAAAUCACAGUUCCAUUGAUGGCAUCAAUGAUGAAGAAAUGGAUUUUUACAUACAGCAGGAGAAGAAGAAAGAUAAGAAGAAGAGCAAGAAAAGGAAGUAAAAGAAUGAAAGCGGGAAGAACAGGAGUAAUUGUAGAACGGAGACAUCUUCCAGAGGAGAUCAUCAUGGACAUCCUCACAAGGUUACUAGUUAAAUCCAUCUUAAGAUUCAGAUCUGUUUGCAAGAGCUGGUAUAAUCUGUUCAGAAACCCUGAUUUUAUUAAAAUGCAUUUAUACCAUUCUAAUCGAAUGAACUACUUCCGUCUCAUCCUUACCAAAUACGAUGAUGAUGGUUUUGCUACAUUCCCUUCGGUUGAUUACAACCAUUCAUUGUCUUUAUUUGAUCAGCGUGUGAAGUUUUGUUGUCCAUUCAAGUACCACCAGUGCUUUGUCGAAAUCCUUGGCUCUUGUAACGGUUUGAUCUGCCUUAAAUCCAAACCUAAAGUGGUUUGCAUUUGGAACCCAUGUACGAAUGAGUACGUGAAAUUACCACGAGUUUCAGGUAUUCCUAGUAUUAGAAGCUAUGGGUUUGGUUACGAUUGCAAGACCUGUGAUUACAAGGUAGUGAGAAUUGUUACUGGUGAUUGGGAUUCUUUUUCGCGCGUCAUAGUUCAUACUUUAGGAACAGACUCAUGGAGAAUCCUCCAGGAUAUUCCUUAUAGUAUUUGUAUCAGCAGAGUAAAUGGGGUGCAUUUAAAUGGGGUUCUUCAUUGGAUGCUAGGUACUAGAAGCAGAGUCAAUGAAGCGGCCAAUAGAGUUAUUGUUUCUUUUGAUAUAGGGGACGAGAAUUUCAAAGAAAUGCAACUACCUUUCCCUCUGUGUGAAAAACGUGGACGUGUGGAUAUAUCUGAUUUUGCUCUUUGUUUGUUGGGUGGUAACCUUUGCUUACUUGGGAAUCCGCUUAAUAGUGCGAGUGUGGAUGUAUGGAUUUUGAAGGAAUAUGGAGUGAUGGAUUCUUGGACUAAAGUUUUUAGCAUUAGCACAUUGAACACAGGUAUCAAUUUGAGGCCAAUACAGUCUUUUCAGAAUGGUGAGAUCUUAUUAUGUAAAGUCUGGGGUAUUUUUUCAAACAAGCAUAAUGAGGAUUUAGUGUUGUAUAACCCAAUAAGCAGAAGAACGAAAUUCAUGGAUACACGUGCUUAUCAAAAAUUGGACAACGUGCACACUUAUGUUGGUAGUCUAGUUUCUGUUAAAUCAGUUUGUAAUGUAGUCCAGGAAGAAACAUUGGACGCAAUAGUAUGAUGAAUAGAUAAAGACGCCUCAAGAAGAAGAUGGUUUAUGUAAUUGUGUUUUGUAUAAACAUGAUGUUCCUGCGUUCAUGUGGGGCAAAAAAUCCACACACACUGUACAAAAGAUGGUAGGGAUUGGAUUUCAGAAUGGUGUUCGAGUUUUACCCAAAAUCAACAUGUCUGGACAUACUGGAUCAUGGGUGGAAGCAUAUCCCGAGAUUGUCACAUGCGCAAAUAUGUUUUGGCAACCAGCAGGAACUGCCUGGGAAGAAUGUCUUGCGUCUGAACCAGCACUCAUGGUAUCUUAAAAGACAUGGCACUUCUCUUCCCUUAAGGUUUCUUCCUUGCCGGGGCUUACAAAGUAAUCUCUGGUUGAAGAAUGCUGAUCCAACAUUCCAGAAAUUUCUGUUAAAUGGUGGAACCUUUUAGUCAACUCCUCGGGAUCUUCAUCGACUCAACUCUCCCUUUCAUCACAUGGUGGAACCUUUUAGUCAAGACUCACUUGGAAGUUUCAUAACACAUCAACGAACUAUCUUCACUUUCCACCCUAACUAUCACAAUUACGAAUUGUUAGCUAAUUAUUUUGAAAUUAUGAAUUGUUAGCUAAUUAUUUUGAUAGGCAUGAAAGUUUUAGUUUUCAAAUGUUUUAUAAAAGAUGAUUUAGUAACCUUGUCGGGAUUUAAUACGGUAAAGUCAUAGUCUGGCGCUCCAGUGUUUAGUAUUAGUCUGGUGUGUGUGCCGAGAAGAUUCAUGAAAUACGGAACGCGGGUGCAUUGUAUCCAUAUAAUU
Messenger RNA from Papaver somniferum (opium poppy), 2497 nucleotides. RefSeq names its product F-box/kelch-repeat protein At3g06240-like. The record is from RefSeq and is a predicted model, not a curated record. The transcript has 2 exons. Bases 423 to 1721 code for a protein of 432 amino acids. Gene Ontology annotation, molecular function: protein binding. NCBI's taxonomy places the organism in Eukaryota, Viridiplantae, Streptophyta, Magnoliopsida, Ranunculales, Papaveraceae.